AUGCCUUCAUUCUUACGUCCCACCGCUCAACACUGUCUUGACUUCUUGUCGCAUCCGAAUGCGUACGUAGCGCAUGAUCCAAUCGGUUACGAUCUCUACUUCACGUUACCAUUCGAUUUAGGUGCCCUGUAUUCCAUGCGCCCUCAGGAGUUAGAGACACUUUAUAACCUCUUGGAUACGAUGCAGCACGAAGUCGCAGAAAGUCUAGAUAGCCAUAUUCUGGAGAAUGUUCUCCAAGUGCAGUCAAUCAUCUUGCGCAGGCUCGAAAACGCCAGGUGUCUUGGCGAUUUGGAACUACAGGGCUGGACGGCUGGUCAUGGCUUCCCGGUAUAUAAUAAAUUCCAAUAUCCAGUCGAUUUCCGUUGGGAUUGGGAUGUCAUCGAGUUCGAAGGAUUAUAUUCCAAAUACUUCAAUCUAGUACACCCUGUAAGUGCCGGCUACCUCUCCCAUUCUAUAUACAGCACUCCUAUCAGGUACAUCUCCCCGCCGCCCAACACCUCGGCCAGUCGUUCGCCGUAUGGAAGUGCGAACCUCGACCGUAUAUAUUCUGAGUCUGGUAGACCCGUUAUCAUGUAUGGAGCCACCUUUGCGAAUACAAAUAAGUGCUUGGAAUUUUUGGAUUCACUUACAGACUGCGACAUUGCCUUACUCGAAGACGAAACCAUACAGCUUGAAGGCGAUAGCCAUCUUGGCAUACGCAGGAUUUGGGGCCGGAAUGCGAAUUCGCACUUCGAGCGAGUUACGCGGGCUUCGUGGACUGACCUGAAAACCAUCGAAUCUACCGAAAUCGAGGAACGUAAUCGUCAAAACAAGACCGAGACAAAGCAGCAUGCCUCAAAGCAUAUACAUAGUUGGGAGGAUUUCUAUCAGUUGGGUCUGAUAUCAUAUGAUAUGGCUGCCGAAGCUGAUGGUCUGAUGUCCCGUACCGAUCUGUACUUGCUCAAACUAUACAAAGCUAUGCGCGACCGGAGGUUAUCAGAAAGGGAUGCUAUACAAACAGUAGCUGAUAUCAAGUGUAUUGAUCCUAACAGUCUGCCCGCGCGACCUAUGCGGGCCGAUCACUCGCGAUGGGGCGAAGAAACGCCUACUUACGCGUUCCCAAACGAGCCCAGCUAUGACACUCCCCGGGUGACCAUUCGACCAGCAACACCCUAUUCGAUCUUUGAUAACCCUGCCGAAGAACACUAUAUUCUGUCAGGAAGCCGUCUGGAACAAGUUCAGCAUCCGGGCCAAGGUACAGAACGGCGCUCCCAAACCAUGCAGCCGCGAUCCAACCGGGAGAUUGAUCAGCAUACAUUCACAAAACAACCAGAGCCUCAUUACGUGACGUAUUUGCAAACACCAUCUGUGCAUCGUCAGCCUGCGAUAGCCCACGAGCGUAAUUCGUUAUUCUCUGCUGGCCGUGAAGGCAAGCGGAAGGUACAGAUCAAAGAUGCUAAGAGCAUGCCGGAGUCUGAGGGAAAAAAGCUUGAUCGGACCUACAGCAAGAUGAAGUCGCAAGCAGCCAUCGACAGAGCAUUAGCUGCGCAUGAGAUCAAGAAGGCCAAAGAACGUUCGCGCCAGAACGCCACACAGCAAGCUACCUACUUUGAAGACCAUAGGCAGCAGCCUUCAUCUUCUUCAUCCGCCCAGGAAGCUAUUAUAAGAAGCGAACACACUCCUGAGACCGUUGACGAGCAAGCCUUGAAUCCUCGAAACACUAUGAACGGCGUCAACCCUAACGCGUGCCGGACUCGGUCGUUCCAAGAGCCAACUCGCCUCUUCAUACGUCCCGGAGCAGCAACAAGAUCUUCGGGUUAUCAUGGAGGUCUGAAGGACUUGGCCCAGUCGGAUCCUCAUCGAUCUACUUACCAAGCUUACGCUGAAGACAGCCUAGAGGAUGCGCCUCGUGCUGUACUUGGCUCGUGGCGGGAUAUGUAA
Messenger RNA from Alternaria atra, 1920 nucleotides. RefSeq lists its product as uncharacterized. The record is from RefSeq and is a predicted model, not a curated record. NCBI's taxonomy places the organism in Eukaryota, Fungi, Ascomycota, Dothideomycetes, Pleosporales, Pleosporaceae. Bases 1 to 1920 code for a protein of 639 amino acids. The transcript has a single exon.